UUCUGCCGCUGACGUGGGCGGUGACGGGAGGCGCAUUGAUGCACCCUUGCGGGCAGCUCUGCCCCGACCCGGAACCUUGCCCAUCUCCAAACAACCUGCCCCCAGCACCUUUCGAGUUGGUUGAUAUCGAUUAGACCAACAUACCGCAGUGAACUAAACACAGAACAAGAUGACUACAGCGCAUAGGCCGACGUUCGAUCCGGCGCGCGGCAAGGAAGCCCUCCGUGGGCCAGCCUACCAUCAGCGCCUUCUUCCGGCAUACACAAAACUCAAGUUCCGACAACCCGGCCAAGGCGGCGACGCCGACCGCGCCACCCGCGACCUGCGCGCCGAGCUCGAAGCCGCCGAGGCAGAGCACUACGCCAAGCUCAAAGGCGCCCCGAUCCCCGGCACUACCUCAGACGAACCCUCGGAGCGGUCCCCUACGAACAAGCGGCCCCUACGUAUCGCCAACGGCAACGAAGAAGAAGACGCCGACGCCAAACGCCGACGCAUUCUGGCCGAGACACGGGACAUCGACGCCGAUGACGACGACCACGGCGAAGAUCCCAAGUCCGGGUCGGGUUCCGAAGACGAAUCAGGCUCGGGAUCAGACGACAGCGACGAUUCGGAGGACGAAUCCGAGGACGAGAAUGCCGAAUUGAUGCGUGAGCUGGAGCGGGUGCGCCGCGAGCGGAUGGAGAGGCGGGAGCGUGAGGAGCGCGCGCGGCAGGCGGCCGAGCAGGAGGCGCGCGAGCGGGAGAUCGCGCUGGGGAAUCCGCUGCUGAAUAAGCCGGAUUUUAAUAUUAAGCGGCGGUGGGACGACGACGUGGUCUUCAAGAACCAGGCCAGGGGGACUGAGGAUAAGGGGAAGAGGAAGGAAUUUAUCAAUGACCUGCUGCGCUCAGAUUUCCACAAGAGGUUCAUGAACAAGUAUGUUCGGUGAAGAGCCAGGGGGGGAUACCCUAGGAACAAACAGGAUUACUGGGAUAAUGUAUCGGGCACCGUCAUGCGACCCUGAGCAUAGAGCCAGGGCGUUUAUUCGGGAGAUGUUGACUCCAAGUCACCACGGUGGUUACAGUUACCUUCCGUCUGAACCCCGUGCUCCUCACCACACUAGUGACCACCUUGCAGCACUGGUAUCAACAGUUUCCCACAUCUCAUCUUCCACCGGCCUGCCAAAGAACCAUUCGCUCAAUGAGUGCGGCUGCAGGUCGAUGGUGCUUGCUCUUGGGGAGGCACCGGGUUCGACCCGUGUAAAACUACCGUGAUGGUUUUCGUACCUGAU
Molecule: messenger RNA, 1267 nt
Organism: Parathielavia appendiculata
Lineage: Eukaryota; Fungi; Ascomycota; Sordariomycetes; Sordariales; Chaetomiaceae
Product: Cwf15/Cwc15 cell cycle control protein
Exons: 4
Coding region: 170-925 (251 amino acids)
Biological process (GO): mRNA cis splicing, via spliceosome
Cellular component (GO): catalytic step 2 spliceosome
Molecular function (GO): RNA binding
Source: RefSeq, a predicted model, not a curated record